GUCAAUUUGACAUUAGCAAAAAAAGCGGCAAAGCGGAAAGCCGGCUGUGUAAAUAUUUUGUUAUUAUACAAUUUUUACCAAAAAUGUGCGGCCUAGCAAGUGAUAAUCCACUCGAAGUGCAAAUAAAACUAAUAAGAAAGUAUUUAAAGUUGAAAAUAAUGGCGGACAACGUUUCAUUUCGUGGGCAUAGCCAGGAAAGAGAUCAUAUUUAUGAUUUGUUUAAAAGGACAGUUUCUCACGGUGAAUCGCAUUCAGCGUUGAUGCUUGGACCUCGGGGCUGUGGUAAAACUACUCUCAUAAACUCAGUUCUCCAUCAAAUCAGCAAGGAGGUGGAUUUAUCUAAUGAUGCCAUCAUAGUCAGGCUGAACGGGCUCAUACACCAUGAUGAAAAGAUAGCUUUGAAAUCUAUCACUGCUCAGAUGCAACUAGAAAACGCAGUAGGAGACCGUGUAUUCGGUACAUUUGCUGAGAACCUGGCGUUCCUGCUGAGCUGCCUGCAGAGCGGCGCGGACCGCCGCUGCAAGAGCAUGCUGUUCAUAUUGGAGGAGUUUGACAUGUUCUGUCACAGCGGACGCACGCAGACUCUGCUGUAUAAUCUGUUUGAUAUCACGCACAGUGAGCAGGCUCCUAUGUGUGUGUUGGGUGUAACAAACCGCCUAGACGUAAUGGACUUACUAGAGAAGCGAGUCAAGUCCCGCUUCUCCCACCGCCACCUGUUCAUAUUUCCCAACGAGCACGACUCACAGAGGGCGCCACAGUACAAGUAUAGAGAUGUACUAGUACAGUUACUGAGUUUGCCUGUACAGAAGGUUGUUAAAAAGAAAGCUAGGAGUCGUAGGAAUACUGUUUCAGAAGAGACAGAACCAGACACAGUUCUGGAAAACUCUCUACCUCCACAUAUCUUAGCCCGUUAUCCAGACUUUGAGCAUCUGAAUCCAGAUUUCAUUCUAGACUGGAACCAGCAUAUUGAAGGCAUGGCGGAAGAUUACAAAGUGAUUGAUUGUUUAGAGAAAUUGUGCUACUACAGCGUGAAUGAGCAAAUCUUUAGGAAUAUAUUGUUCGAACUAGUAUCAAAAUUAUCCUGCGACAGUCCGUACAUAGACGCGUCAGAUCUAUCAGCGAUCAUAGACAAGACAGUUGCGCCGGAGCAUAGAGUAAAGCUUCUCCAAUCAUUGUCUAUACUCGAGUUGUCUCUGGUCAUAGCUAUGAAACAUGGUAUGGAGAUAUUUGACGGGCAACCUAUGAAUUUUGAAAUGGUAUUGCAUAGAUACACAAAAUUCGCGAAUUCAAACUCGUCAACUCAAACAGUACCUCGUCCGGUCAUACUAAAAGCCUUUGAGCACCUGCAAGAGCUAGAAAUCAUAAUGCCAGUCAAAACUACGGACUCUAUAUACAAUGGAAGUGAAACCACGGCCAAUAGGGUUCAGAAAGAAUACAAGUUGUACACUCUAGCCGUCCCAAACGAAGAUAUUAGUGACGCCGUGAAGAAUUUCAAAGCUUUACCAACUGAAAUCAAUCAUUGGUUCAAUAAUUCUGUUAUUUGAUGUGUUUUUUUUUGGUAUGGCAACUUUGUAUUAAGUGUCAUUGUCAUUGUUAAAUUGAUUGAUUGAUUGUGCUGAUUUUGUUUUGAAAUGAUCUGAGAUAUUUUUUUUAACUUAAGUGCCACACUAGGAUUUUCUCUUGUGUCGUGGGUGCGUUCACAUACACAUGACACCCAUACCCGAAACAGCAAUUUGUGGAUUAUACAAAGAGUUGUUCCGUGCGGGAAUCGAACCCGCUACACGUUGCACGGCAGCCGGUAGCCCAGCCAACCGUUAACAGUAAUUCUAAGCAAUUUUAUUUUUUGUGUAAUGAAGUAAUGUAAAUUAAUUUAAUUAUAUCUUAUCGUAAAAACUAUAAGCUUAGUUUUUAUUUAAUUUACUUACGUACUUUAAAGGUAAGCGUUCA
Messenger RNA from Spodoptera frugiperda (fall armyworm), 1947 nucleotides. It is a transcript of the gene Orc4, whose product is annotated as origin recognition complex subunit 4. NCBI's taxonomy places the organism in Eukaryota, Metazoa, Arthropoda, Insecta, Lepidoptera, Noctuidae. The record is from RefSeq and is a predicted model, not a curated record. Bases 84 to 1544 code for a protein of 486 amino acids. Gene Ontology annotation, biological process: DNA replication; DNA replication initiation. Gene Ontology annotation, cellular component: nucleus; nuclear origin of replication recognition complex. The transcript has 7 exons. Gene Ontology annotation, molecular function: ATP hydrolysis activity; DNA replication origin binding; ATP binding.